This is a messenger RNA of Eucalyptus grandis, 930 nucleotides long. Its product is annotated as probable carboxylesterase 17. The record is from RefSeq and is a predicted model, not a curated record. NCBI's taxonomy places the organism in Eukaryota, Viridiplantae, Streptophyta, Magnoliopsida, Myrtales, Myrtaceae. Gene Ontology annotation, molecular function: hydrolase activity.
AUGUCCAUUCGUGAAGAAGUGCCCGGUUUCCUUCAAGUCCUGUCUGACGGAUCUGUCAAGCGCUUCGUGCCCGAAAUCGCCCCGCCCUCGACUGAUUCUUCCCUUGGGUAUUUCUCAAAGGAUGUGACGAUCGACCCGUCCAAACCAAUAACUGCAAGAAUUUUUAUCCCCAAUGCUCCUCCUACUUCCUUAGCCCGCCUCCCCGUCCUAGCCUAUUUCCACGGCGGCGGCUUCUGCAUUGGCUCCACAACAUGGCUAGGCUACCACCAUUUUCGGGACUUCUGUCUCGCGUCCCAGUGCAUUGUCCUCUCGGUGGACUACCGACUGGCGCCCGAGAACCGCCUUCCUGUUGCCUAUGAAGACUGUUACGCCUCCCUGGAGUGGCUAAGCCGCUCUAAAGGCACCGACCCUUGGCUCGAGCGAGCCGACCUCUCCCGCCUGUUUUUGUCCGGAGACAGCGCCGGGGCAAACAUAGCUCACCACAUGGCGAUCAGGGCGCUGCAGGAUGCCGCCUGCCCCGUGUCAAUCGUGGGGUUGAUGUCGAUACAUCCGUACUUUGGCAGCGAGAGAAGGACCAAGAUGGAAUUAGCAGAUGGAGGAGGCAAAAGCGUCAGCACAAACGACUUGUUCUGGAGACUGAGCAUACCGGAAGGCUCAGACCGCGACUAUCCCGGGUGCAACUUCGAGAUGGCGAGAAUGUCGGCCGAGGAGUGGCGGCGGUUCCCCGCGGUGGUGGUUCACGUGGCGGAGCUGGAUUUUCUCAAGGAGAGGGGGGUGAAGUAUGCAGAGUUCCUGAAGGGGCAAGGAGUGAAGGAGGUGGAGCUGGUGGAGGCUAAGGGGGAGCAACAUGUUUAUCAUGUGUUUCAUCCUAAAUCUGAGGCCACUUCUUUGCUCCAUAAGCAAAUGAUUCACUUCAUGAAGCGAUUUUAG